AUUGUAUUUGGAAAUGUGAGCGUGGCCUGGGCAGUUACAAAAUGUAGCUGAUAUCUGAUUGGCCAAUAGCUUUGUAUUCAUAUGGAUUUGAACUAUCCUCUUUACCCAUUGGACAAUAGUAGCCAUCCCUCGCGUAUCAUUGGCGGAUUUACACCACGCCGAAUUUCAAACCGUCAUUCAGCGUGUUUUGGAAGGAAGGGUGAUUUAACGUUUUCUAGUCAACAUUAGUGUCAGCUCGUCAGCUCACAUGGUAGACGUUUUAAAACGUAAAACUAACUGCGUUUGUAGCUAGACAUUAGCUACUGCUACUGUAUCUCAUCUUUCAUGGCUGAAACGGAUAAUUCAGCAUGGAAAGGAUUUCUGGACUCCAGUCCGGUAAAGCGAGCCGACGCUAACAAGGAGAACGAUGUUCCAGUUUUGGUUUUAACCCUGUUUUCAAAGGCUCCUUUUGUGACUUUUGGAAAUGUAAAGUUGGGCACCUCAAAGUCGGCUGUUCUGCGUAUUGAGAACCCAAUAGCGGAUUCAGAAGCGGAGGUUACAAUUGAAAAGAUCCCUGCAAGUAAAGGAUUUUCUGUGGAAUACAGGACUUUCACGAUUCAGCCCGAGGACUCAUUCAAUUUGAACGUAACAUGGACUCCAUCAGAAGAAGGUGGAAUAAGGGAGCUCAUCGUCUUCAGUGCCAAUGGGAUCCUCAAACAACAGGCUGUACUGCUGGGGAGAGCAGAAGCACCGAGAAAGAAAAAGAAAAGCUUAUGGGACACAAUCAAAAACAAAAGGGACGGUGAAAACGUAAGCGUACCCAGGAGAAACAAAACGGAUCAGCCACUGAAGAUGGCAGCCAACAAAACCUUCCAAGUGUCUCGAAAGUCACUGUACAAGCGGGAAAAGCCACGUAGCCCUCUUGCUGCUCUCAAUAAGGGCGAAGCUGUCAGAGAGCGGUCCCUCUCCAAGCCUACUCCAAUGGACGAAUACUUUCAGAAAUCAGAGGAGCAGAAGGCCUAUAAUUUGUCUGACCAGGAGAAUAUCGAUUUUCUUCAGAAGGACUCUCCUCUUGUCCUACUCGUCCCAGCCGGGAAGCUGGUGGACUCUGGCAACAUGUCUGCUAGUCCACAUCUGCAGGUGGGCAAACCCGAAUAUAGAGAUCUAACCAAGAUGCUCAACAAGACACUGUCACCUAUCGGGACACUGGAGAUGUUUAAGAAGUGUAUGCCAAGUAUUCAGUCCAACAGCCCACUUUCUGCUGACAGUGGGUUAACUGGAACCCCAGUUCCCUCUUUGAAAGACGCACUUGCCCUCAUUGACUCAGAUCUAACCAGAAUGAACACCAGUCCUAGAGACACAAGUUCAAGCUGUGGAUCAGAUUCAUUGGACUCCAAGAGUGGGACUCGUGGCUGUGGACCUGACAAAAAUGUCCUUCCAGUGUUACCUGAUAGCCCGUAUGGGUCGGACUCCAACGAGCCGAGGCUGACCUUCUUUGUCAGCAAAAAGGUUGUUGUGAGCAAGGUGGUUUUAGAGGCUGAUAAGGCUACGGAAUGGGUCAAAAAUACCUAUUUUACUUCUGCCACGGUGAUCAAGAACAAAGCACCAGUGGAGGCAAUUAUUUCGAGUGGAAGGAAGAUAAAGAAGUCAAGACGAAGGCUCUUAGAGAAAACCCUGGAGCUGUCUGAUGGAAGCAGUCUGUGUGAUUCUGCACCAGGCACCCCUAUCCUUCCUAUCAUAAAGCUAGAAACAGAAACCAAAGGAUUGCAAAACUCUGCAAACUCCCCGUGUGAUGACAGCCAUCCAGCCCAGGGGUUAACCUCCUCCAGCCUGACUCCACGCCUUGAUGGCUCCCCUACACCCAUCACCUUCCCCGUCACCUCCCCCCCGUCUUUGGCCCCGGCUCGCUUCUCUUUCUCAGCCACUUCCACGCCCCCAGCAGCCCACGCUCCGUUUGUUUUUACUGUCAGCUCUCCGCCGCCCCUGUGCUCAUCUUCUCCUCUUCACUGUCACCUGACACCACACGCGUCUCCAAAUCUGUCUGUAUCUCAGUCCAUGCAGGAAGAAUCAUUUCCCAUUUACAUGGCCGUGAAUAGCAAGAAGAGAAAGAGUGAGGAGUAUUUCAAAAUUGAUGUGAAGAUUGAGGAUGCUGGGAAAGCUGAGCCUGUCAAAAGGAGCAAGGUGGUACCUGGGAAAAAGGAGCCCCUAAGAUCCGUCCAGGAGAGGAGGAGUGCAACACAGAGGCCCAGAACAACAGGCUCAGUGAGAUCUAUGACAACAUCAUCUUUAAAGAUGGCGAGGUCUGUGGUUCCUGCCCAGGCCAAGCAACCAAGCUCCAAACUCACCUCAUCACGAGGUGUCCAGUCUCUGAGGUCAUCUCGUAUUUCCUCCAUGAAGACGUCAAAGAUUGUUGCUGUAGCGCAGUCAAAGCUGACCUUCAUCAAGCCGGCGGCUCAAACAGCCAUACCGAGACACCCGAUGCCGUUUGCCGCAAAGAACAUGUUCUACGAUGAGAGGUGGAUCGAGAAGCAGGAGAGGGGAUUCACAUGGUGGAUCAACUAUGUCCUCACCCCUGAUGACUUUAAAGUCAACACUGAAGUCGCUAAAGUUAAUGCUGUGUCCAUUGCCAUUGGCAGCGAUCAUAAGUACAGCGUUCCCAAAGCUCCCACCAACGAGGAGAUGUCUUUCAGCACCUACACGGCCCGGCGGAAGCUGAACCGCCUCCGUCGCUCAGCCUGUCAGCUGUUCACUUCUGAGGCCAUGGUCAAGGCCAUUCAGAAGCUGGAAAUUGAGGUGGAGGCCAAGAGGCUGCUGGUCCGGAAAGACCGCCAUCUUUGGAAGGACAUAGGUGAACGGCGAAAAGUGCUCAACUGGCUUAUUUCAUACAAUCCGCUGUGGUUACGGAUUGGGCUCGAGACGAUCUUCGGGGAGCUGAUCUCCCUGGAGAGCAACAGCGACGCGUUGGGUCUGGCCAUGUUCAUCCUCCAGCGGCUGCUCUGGAACCCAGACAUCGCUGCGCAGUUCAGACACGCCAAAGUGCCAAACCUUUACAAAGACGGCCACGAGGAGGCGCUGUCUCGCUUCACGCUGAAGAAGCUGCUGCUGCUGGUGUGUUUCCUGGACAAAGCCAAAGAGUCGCGACUGAUUGAACACAACCCGUGUCUGUUCUGCCUGGACGCAGAGUUCAAGAUGAGUAAAGACCUGCUCCUGGCCUUCUCCAGGGACUUCCUGAGCGGAGAGGGGAUCCUCCCCCGCCACCUGGGCUACCUGGGUUUACCAGUCUCCCACGUGCAGAUGCCCCUGGACGAGUUCAACUUCGCUGUGAAGAACUUAGCGGUUGACUUGAAAUGCGGCAUACGUCUAGUGCGUGUGAUGGAGCUCCUCAUCCAGGACUGGAGCAUGUCGGCCAAACUCCGCCUGCCAGCCAUCAGCCGCCUGCAGAAGGUCCACAACGUCGACAUGGCUCUGCAAGUGCUCAAAAGCAAGGGGGUGGACCUCAAAGAUGAACUUGGCUCGAACAUUGAUUCCAGGGACAUUGUGGAUGGACACAGAGAGAAGACUCUGAGCCUCUUGUGGAAAAUCAUCUUUGCGUUUCAUGUGGAGGUGAUUCUGGAUGGCGAACAGCUGAUAGAGGAAAUUGGCUUCCUGAAGAGAUCCUUGAGGGCCAAGCGGAGGCUGGCGUGCCUGAGGGCCGACCGGGGUCUUCAGCCGAGUCCUGCAAAGAGCCAGGCACCGUACCAACACAGCAGCUCCAAGAUCACCCUGCUGAUGGACUGGGUCCACGCUGUGUGUGACUUCUACAAUCUGAAGGUGGAGAACUUCACCGUGUCGUUCUCGGAUGGCCGCGUCCUCUGCUACCUCAUCCACCACUACCACCCGGGCCUGCUGCCAGAGAGGGCCGUCAGUCACAGCACCACUCAGACGGUGGAGUGUUCGCCGAGGGGUCGCCUGGAGCUCAACUGCUCAGGCAGCGACUCUGACAACUCCUUUGACUACCCGUCCACGGGACUGAACGGCCCAGACUCUCCGUCUGUGGAGUUCAAAGAGCUCCUGGAGAAUGAGAAGAAUAACUUCAGACAGGUCAACACUGCAGUUUCUUACCUGGGCGGAGUUCCUGCCAUGAUCAACCCAGCGGACAUGUCCAACACCAUCCCCAACGAGAAGGUUGUGAUGUCUUACCUUUCCUUCCUGUGUGCUCGUCUUCUGGACCUUCGGAACGAAACCAGAGCCGCUCGAGUCAUACAGGCCGCCUGGAGGAAAUACAGGUUAAAGAAAGACUUGCAGCUCUACAAGGAAAGAAACAUGGCUGCUGCGAAGAUCCAGCUGGUUGUGAGGAGUUUUCUCCAGAAGCGCAGAGCUAAGAGACAGAACCAAGCUGUCAUUAUCAUCCAAUCAGUCUGGAGAGGUUAUGAGGCCCGCAACAGGCUGAGGCUAAAAAAACAGGCCCAACUUCAAGCUCUACAGCAUGAAGCUGCAACUGUCAUUCAGGCCCAGUGGAGGAUGUUUUCGUGUACGAGGGGUUUCCAACGUCUCAGAUACUACACCAUUGUUGUCCAAGCACAAUGGCGAAUGAGGAGUGCAGCCUCUGCUUAUAGGAGAAUAUCCUGGGCGGCAACUGUCAUUCAGAAGCACUCUAGAGCAUGGGCUCUGGCAAAAAGAGACCUUGAACAUUAUCUUCACCUUAGAGCUGCAGUCAUGAAAAUACAAAGAGGGUACAGAAGAUGGAAAACCCAGAAAACGGAGAAGGAAAACUGUGCUGCCAAAGUGAUACAAACUGUGUUCAGGAAAUGGUACGAGGACCAAAUGGCUGGGAAAAGAGCUGCUGCUGUAAAGAUUCAGUCUUGGUACAGAAUGCAGACAAGUCUCCAUCAAUACAAAAAGAUAAAGAGAAGCACUGAGCUCAUUCAAGCCCAGUAUAGAGGUCAUGCACAGAGGCGCUGCUUUCAGAUGUUAAAACUACAGCACCACUCGGCUAUUGUCAUUCAAAGUGCUUACAGGGGGCAUGCUGUCAGAAAACAGGUGGCAGAGAUGAGAUGUGCUGCUGUCCUAAUCCAGAGCUGGUUCAGGGCCUCCGUCGAAAGGAAAAUGUUAUUGAGGAUGAAAUGUGCUGCAAUUACCAUACAGGCAGCCUAUCGUGCGAAAGUGGCUCGAGAGGCCCUGAAAAAACAGCACAAGGCAGCAACAGUAAUCCAGACAGCUUUCAGGAAGCAUGCUACCCAAAGGCGCUACCUUGUCCUGAGACAAGCUGCAGCUGUGAUACAGCAAAAGUACAGAGCCACAAUUUUGGCUCGUAAAACAAAGAAGGAUUAUGAUGCCUUUAGGAAUGCUGCACUUGCCUUACAAGCUCACUGGAGAGGCAGAGCUGACAGGAAGAGGAUGGAGAAGCGGCAUCAGUGUGCCACUCUGAUACAGGCGCAUUACCGUCGGCACAAAUCGCAAGCAGAGUAUAGGUCCAAGAAGGCCUGUGUUUUGGUUGUACAGCGUCACUACAGAGCUUAUGUUGCUGGAAAGGAAAUGAGAAAAACAUACCUGAGCAUGAGAGCAGCCUGUGUUACACUCCAGGCUGCCUUCAGAGGCAUGAGAGUUAGGAAAGAGCUGAGGAAAAAUCAUAAGGCAGCCACUGUCAUUCAGUCCUCAGUUAGGAUGUUUAUAUGUCGGAAACGGUAUUUCCUCCUCCAAAGUGCAGCGAUUGUCAUUCAAAGUCAAUACAGAGCUCUUCUGUUAUGCAAGGCACAGCAAAAAGAAUACAUAGCGCUAAAGCUGGCGACCUUAAAGAUACAAGCUGCCUAUCGUGGAUAUAAAUUGAGAGAAGAUCUAAAGAAGAGGCACAACGCUGCCAGAGCAAUCCAAGCUCAGUUCAGGAUGCACAUGAUGCGUAUGGCCUACCUUGCAACCAAGUGUGCUGCCAUCAUUGUUCAGCAACGCUAUAGGGCCAACAUGCUCAGAGAUCAGCAGGUGCAGAGGUACAGAACAAUGAAAUCUGCCGCUGUAGUUAUCCAGGCAGCCUAUCGUGGCCAAAGGGCCAGAAGGAAGAUUGUAGAGAUGCAUCAAGCUGCUACAAUCAUUCAGAGGAAGUUACUUACUAUUCGAGAUAGAAAUAGGUUCCUAGCUCUUAAAGCAGCCGUUCUUGUUUGUCAGCAGAGGUACAGAGCGGUGACUCUGGCAAGAAAAGACUGGUUGGUCUAUAUGUCAAAGCGCAGGGCAGUAAUUUGUCUGCAGGCAGCCUACAGAGGAUGUAAGGUCAGAAAGCAGUUACGUAUCCAACAUUCGGCAGCUAUAACAAUUCAGUCUCAUUUCCGAAAGUAUCAGCAGAGAACUUACUACAAGACCCUUUGCCGGGCUGCCAGUGUUUUGCAAGCACAUUACAGAGCCAACAAGAAAAUGAGAGAGGAGAUGAAAGCCCUCAUGACCAUGAGAAAUGCAGCUGUUGUCUUACAAGCUGCAUUCCGAGGAAUGACAUCCAGACGAAUUAUCAAACGAAGGUAUCUGGCUGCCAGUGUAAUUCAGAGAGCUUACAGAGCCCACUGUGAACACCAACAGUAUCAGACCUUAAAAUCCUUCACUCUUACCAUUCAGCGACGGUAUCGGGCCAAUGUGGCAGCAAAGGAACAAAUGGAAAAAUACCAAAGGGUGUGCAGUGCUGCUGUUGUUAUCCAGGCAGCACACAGAGGCAAUCAAGUCAGAAAGGAGGUGGCUCGUUGGCAUCACGCUGCCACUGUGAUCCAGUCAUCAUUCAGAAAGCACAGGAAGGAAGUCAAAUUCCAGGCUAUGCGUCUGUCCACCAUUAUCAUCCAGAGAUACUAUCGCUCCUUUAUUCUUCAAAGACAGGACAGAGAAAAGUUCCUGAAAGCAAAACAUUCUGUCAUUAUCCUUCAAGCAGCUUUCAGAGGUCAUCGUGUGCGAUGCAGCAUUGCCAAAAUGCACAGGGCAGCUACUGUCAUUCAAGCUAACUUCAAGAGGCAUAAAGAGCAAUCAGCUUUCAGGAAACAACGCUGGGCAGCCUGUGUCUUACAGCAGAGGUUUAGAGCUCAGAGACAGAGAAAUGCUGACAUAAAACAUUAUCAAAAGUGCAGAAAAGCGGCUAUUGUGUUACAAGCUGCAUAUCGUGAAAUGAAAUCCAGACAACUUGUCAAACGAAGGCAUCAGGCUGCCAUUGUUAUCCAGAGGGCUUACAGAGCCCACUGUGAACACCAGCAGUAUCAGACUCUAAAAUCUUCAGUUCUCACCAUUCAGCGACGGUAUCGGGCCACUGUAGUUGCAAAAGAACAGAUGCAACAAUACCAAAGGAUGCGCAGUGCUGCUGUUGUUAUCCAGGCAGCAUGCAGGGGCAAUCAAGUCAGAAAGGAGGUGGCUUGUUGGCAUCACGCUGCCACUGUGAUCCAGUCUGCAUUCAGGAAGCACAGAGAGGAAGUCAAAUUCCAGGCCAUGCGUCUGUCCGCCAUUAUCAUCCAGAGAUACUAUCGCUCCUGUAUUCUUCAAAGACAGGACAGAGAAAAGUUCCUGAAAGCGAGACAUUCUGUCAUUAUCCUUCAAGCAGCUUUCAGAGGUCAUCGUGUGCGAAGUAGACUUGCCAAAAUGCACAGGGCAGCUACUGUCAUUCAAGCUAACUUCAAGAGGCAUAAUCAGCAGUCAGCCUUCAGGAAACAAAGCUGGGCAGUCUGUGUCUUACAGCAGAGGUUUAGAGCUCAGAGGCGGAGAAAUGCUGACCUAAAACAUUAUCAGGAGGUCAGGAAAGCUGUUAUUGUUUUACAAGCCGCCUUCCGUGGGCUGAAGUCCAGAAGAAUCAUCAAACAAAGACUUCAUGCUGUCUGUGUUGUCCAGAGAGCUUACAGAUGUUUCUUCGAACGCAAACAAUAUGUGAAAUUGAAGUUUUCUGUCCUUGCUAUUCAGCGAAAAUAUCGGGCUUCUGUUGCAGCUAACGCUCAAAGAAUGCAAUAUGUGGAAAUGAGCAAUGCAUCCAUUACUAUUCAGGCGGCAUACAGAGGGUGGAAUGUCAGAAAGGAGGUGGCUCGUUGGCAUCACGCUGCCACUGUGAUCCAGUCUGCAUUCAGAAAGCACAGAGAGGAAGUCAAAUUCCAGGCCAUGCGUCUGUCCGCCAUUAUCAUCCAGAGAUACUAUCGCUCCUGUAUUCUUCAAAGACAGGACAGAGAAAAGUUCCUGAAAGCGAGACAUUCUGUCAUUAUCCUUCAAGCAGCUUUCAGAGGUCAUCGUGUGCGAACUAAAGUUGCCAAAAUGCACAGGGCAGCUACUGUCAUUCAAGCUUACUUUAAGAAGCAUAGUCAGCAGUCAGCCUUCAGGAAACAACGCUGGGCAGCCUGUGUCUUACAGCAGAGGUUUAGAGCUCAGAGGCGGAGAAAUGCUGACCUAAAACAUUAUCAGGAGGUCAGGAAAGCUGUUAUUGUGUUACAAGCUGCAUAUCGUGAAAUGAAAUCCAGACAACUUGUCAAACGAAGGCAUCAGGCUGCCAUUGUUAUCCAGAGGGCUUACAGAGCCCACUGUGAACACCAGCAGUAUCAGAUUCUAACAUCUUCAGUUCUCACCAUUCAGCGACGGUAUCGGGCCACUGUAGCUGCAAAAGAACAGAUGCAACAAUACCAAAGGAUGCGCAGUGCUGCUGUUGUUAUCCAGGCAGCAUGCAGGGGCAAUCAAGUCAGAAAGGAGGUGGCUCGUUGGCAUCAGGCUGCCACUGUGAUCCAGUCAUCAUUCAGAAAGCACAGAGAUGAAGUCAAAUUCCAGGCCAUGCGUCUGUCCGCCAUUAUCAUCCAGAGAUACUAUCGCUCCUGUAUUCUUCAAAGACAGGACAGAGAAAAGUUCCUGAAAGCGAGACAUUCUGUCAUUAUCCUUCAAGCAGCUUUCAGAGGUCAUCGUGUGCGAAGUAGACUUGCCAAAAUGCACAGGGCAGCUACUGUCAUUCAAGCUAACUUCAAGAGGCAUAAUCAGCAGUCAGCCUUCAGGAAACAAAGCUGGGCAGCCUGUGUCUUACAGCAGAAGUUUAGAGCUCAGAGGCGGAGAAAUGCUGACCUAAAACAUUAUCAGGAGGUCAGGAAAGCUGUUAUUGUUUUACAAGCCGCCUUCCGUGGGCUGAAGUCCAGAAGAAUCAUCAAACAAAGACUUCAUGCUGCCUGUGUUGUCCAGAGAGCUUACAGAUGUUUCUUCGAACGCAAACAAUAUGUGAAAUUGAAGUUUUCUGUCCUUGCUAUUCAGCGAAAAUAUCGGGCUUCUGUUGCAGCUAACGCUCAAAGAAUGCAAUAUGUGGAAAUGCGCAAUGCAUCCAUUACUAUUCAGGCGGCAUACAGAGGGUGGAAAGUCAGAAAGGAGGUGGCUCGUUGGCAUCAGGCUGCCACUGUGAUCCAGUCUGCAUUCAGGAAGUACAGAGAGGAAGUCAAAUUCCAGGCCAUGCGUCUGUCCGCCAUUAUCAUCCAGAGAUACUAUCGCUCCUGUAUUCUUCAGAGGCAAGAAAGAGGAGCAUUCAUGAACUUGAAGCAAUCAACUAUCACCCUUCAGGCAGCUUUCAGAAGCUGGUGUGUCAGGAGGGAUAUAAGUCGACAAAAUCAAGCCGCCAUUGUAAUCCAGUCGUGCUGGAGAUGCUCUGUGCAGAAGCGUAUCUUCCAGAGGAAGCGGGAAACUGCUGUGAAGCUUCAGCGGCGGGUCCGGGCAGUGCAGCUCGGCAGGUUGGAGAGAAACAACUACAUCCGAAUGAAGAAGGCUACCAUCACACUUCAAACACACUGCAGAGCCUGGAUUGCAAGACGACAGGUACUAGAGAGAGCCAAAGCAGAGAGGAGGCUCCGUUUUACAUCAGCGGUCUUCUACCAUCUCAGUGCCAUAAAGAUCCAACGAGCACUCAGAUCCCAUUGGGUUUUGGAGUCAGCCAAAAAACAAAUCCAUUCUGUCAUCACAAUACAGCGAUGUGUGAAGGCGAGGCAGCAGAGGAGACGGUAUCUUGAGGACAGGAGGAAUGUGGUUGUAGCCCAGAGAGCAGUCAAGCGUUGGUUAGCUCGUCGCCACAAGUCGGCGUCUGUCAUCCAGCAAGCCGCCAGAAAAUUCCUCCUCCUUAGGCGCCAGAAGAGGGUUGAACAGGGCAUUGUCAAAGCUCAGGCUCUCUGGAGAGGACACCGCUCCCGUCGACUGAAUGACAAUGCCAAGGUGGUGAAGUUGAGACAGCGCUUACGCGAAGUCUCCGCCUGCGUCAGAGAGGAGGACAAAUUGUGCAACAAGACGUCCUCUGCCCUGGACUACCUCCUCCGAUACAAACACUUCUCGUACAUCCUUGAGGCUUUGAGAAACCUAGAGUCUGCAACCAGACUGUCUCCAGAGUGCUGUGAGCGGCUGGUGGAGAGCGGAGCCACAAACACCAUCUUUACACUCGUCCGCUGCUGCAACAGGAGCGUCCCCUGCAUGGACGUCAUCACCUACUCCAUCCAGAUCCUCCUCAACCUCUCCAAGUACCACAAGACCACUGAGGCAGUGUAUUCGGUGGAAAACUCUGUGGAGACUCUGCUGGACCUGCUGCAGAGAUACCGUGAGAAAGCUGGAGAUAAAGUGGCAGAAAAGGGCGGCAGUAUCUUCACAAAGGCCUGCUUCCUUCUUGCUCUCCUCCUGCAAGACAAGUACCGCGUUGUGGAGGUUAUGAAGCUACCCAAAGUGUUGGAUAGGCUACGCAGUAUCUACCGCCUCACCGCUCGCAAACACAAGAUGGACGCUGAAAGAACUGUUACGAAACAGAAAAUGAACGCAUCAAUCAACGGGAGCUUUUUCUUUCCAGCGACACCUCGUAAAUCCCGCCCUGUGCCAAAAUUUGCACCGGAUUGGGUUCUCAGAAAGGACAAGCUCCAAGAUAUUGUGGAUCCUCUCAGGGCCAUUCAGAUGCUGGCAAACACACUCUCUAUUGUGUUGUAAAUACAGGCUUUUAAAUCUUCAUUUUAUCAUCUCAUUCUUGUGCUUCAGAAAAUAUAACUUUUUGUAUAGUUUGAGGUGUUUUUUGUUUUGUUUUUUCACUAUUGCGUUUCCAUGAUUUCCUUGUAAAUAUUAAAAUGGAUAUGUUUCUUA
This is a messenger RNA of Gymnodraco acuticeps, 11028 nucleotides long. RefSeq names its product assembly factor for spindle microtubules (gene aspm). Lineage: Eukaryota; Metazoa; Chordata; Actinopteri; Perciformes; Bathydraconidae. Gene Ontology annotation, molecular function: protein binding. The record is from RefSeq and is a predicted model, not a curated record.